This is a messenger RNA of Oryza sativa Japonica Group (Japanese rice), 2463 nucleotides long. Its product is annotated as pentatricopeptide repeat-containing protein At5g48910. Gene Ontology annotation, biological process: RNA modification. Gene Ontology annotation, molecular function: protein binding; zinc ion binding; RNA binding. Gene Ontology annotation, cellular component: intracellular membrane-bounded organelle. The record is from RefSeq and is a predicted model, not a curated record. Lineage: Eukaryota; Viridiplantae; Streptophyta; Magnoliopsida; Poales; Poaceae.
UGUAACUAUAGUUCAUAUCACUGAUUUAGUUUUCCUAGAGUAUGAAAAAAAAAAAGCAACUGCCAUAUGCUGUAUACAAACGCUAUCUGAAAAUUCUGGAUGGAAACAUACUGUACCAGCCUACGGCCCGAGUAAGCCUGCUGCGUUUGUUACUGGGCCUAUGCGCUGUAGGCUAAGCCCAACACAGUGAACUCAAGCCUCCUAGAGAAGUUGGCGUGGGCCGGAAUCCAACCUCCACCCGCCCCACCUGAUCCACGGCCGCGGCGAACGGCGGUUUCCUCCCGUCUUCCCGGUGGCCGGCGGCCGGAGCCCCGGGCGCGCCGCGCUCACCGUCGCCGACCGGCGGCCGCGAACCCGCGACCCAGCCGCCGAUGCACGCCGCUGCAAGUAACUAUGCCUCCUCCCACCGUCCCCUUCUUCCUCACCUCCACCACGCUCGCCGCUGCGGCCGCGAAGCCGCAGCGGCCCGGGCCGCCCUCGCCACCGGCGCAGAAGCAGCAGCCGCGCGAGGCGCGGGAUGGUUCUCGGGACGCGUGCGCGUCGUACACCGCGCGCAUGCGGCUCAACCCGCAGCUCGCGCUCCGCCUGUUCGACCACCUGCUCCGCUCGGGCGCCGACCCGGACCACGUGGCGUACGCCCUCGCGCUGGGCCGCUGCGCGCGCGGGCGGGACCGCCGCGCCGCCGCGCAGCUCCACGCGCACGCCGCUAAGCGAGGGGCCGCGUCCCACCGUCGCGUCUGCAACGGGCUCAUCCACGCGUACGCCGUCUGCGGGUCGCUGCUCGACGCGCGCAAGGUGUUCGACCGCGGGCACGAGGGUGACGCGGUGGCAUGGAACUCCCUGCUGCGCGGGUACGCGGCUGCUGGGGACGUGAACGCGCUCCGGGAGUUCUUCGUGGGGAUGCAAGCCCGGGACACGGUUUCGUGGAACACGAUCAUCGCGUGGUGUGUUGAGAAUGGGGAAUAUGAGGAGGCAAUUGCGGUGUUCCGUGAGAUGCUGGCAAGCAUGGAGUGUCUUCCUGAUAGAGUCACACUGGUGAGCGUCAUCUCAGCGAUUACAUAUUUGGGUGCACUAGCCCAGGGGCUGUGGGCGCAUGCAUAUGUUUGCAGGAAAGGUAUCGAAGUCGAGGAGAGGCUGAGCUCAGCUCUCAUAAACAUGUAUUCAAAGUGCGGUUGCAUUGAAGGUGCAGUUCAUGUGUUUGAAAAUCUGGGUGCACAGAUGAAUGUGGACACAUGGAACGCUAUGUUAGCUGGCUUCACAGCAAAUGGAUGCAGUGAGAAAGCUCUGGAGCUUUUCGCUAGGAUGGAGAUAACAGGUUUGGUGCCUAACAAGAUUACUUUCAACACUGUGCUGAAUGCUUGUAGUCAUGGUGGUUUUGUUGAGGAAGGUAUGGGGUGUUUCGAGAGAAUGACCAAGGUUUAUGGUAUUGAGCCUGACAUUGCCCACUAUGGUUGCAUGGUGGAUCUGUUCUGUCGUGCAGGGCUUUUUGACAAGGCUGAAAAGAUGAUCCAAAUGAUGCCUAUGAAACCAGAUGCUGCUGUGUGGAAGGCCCUAGUGGGUGCUUGUAAAACUCACAGGAACUUUGAACUGGGAAGGAAAGCAGGCCAUAUGCUUAUUGAGGCUGCACCAAAUGAUCACGCAGGGUAUGUGCUGCUAUCCAACAUAUAUGCACUAGAUGGAAACUGGACAGGAGUGCAUAAGGUGAGGAAGCUGAUGCUUGAUCGUGGUGUGCAGAAGGUACCUGGAAGCAGCUCAAUAGAAAUUGAUGGUGUAAUUCAUGAGUUCAUAUCUGGGGAUAAAAGCCAUUCAAGCAAGGAGGACAUAUACGAGAUGCUAAGUGAAAUGUGUCAGCAAUUGAAAGUUGCAGGAUAUGUUCCAGAUACUUCACAUGUGCUACUAGAUAUUGAUGAUGAGGAUGUGAAGGAGAGCUCACUAGCUCUUCACAGCGAGAAGCUUGCAAUUGCCUUUGGAUUGAUAAGCACUGCACCAGGCACGCCUAUUAGGAUAGCAAAGAACCUCCGGGUUUGUGGAGAUUGUCAUAAUGCCGUUAAACUUCUAAGCAAGAUUUAUGGGAGGUGCAUAAUUGUUAGGGAUGCAAAUCGAUUUCAUCAUUUCAGAGAAGGAUCAUGCUCUUGCGGGGAUUUCUGGAAUCCUCUGCUCUUACUAGCACCAGAUGGCCCGCUGCCGACAGCUCAUACCCUGCUCCUGUUGACAACAAGCUCUGAAGUGAUCAUCUGCUCUCGCCCUAUCCAGUUUCUGAUGCAGGCCCAUAAGAUGUGAGAGCAUGUGGUACAUAUGAAUAUGUAUGACAAUGAUUGGAAAAGAAGACAUAGAUCUGCAGCAACCUUUCUGGUGAGCAUAAUGAUGCACGAGAAGAUAAUCUGGUGGAUGGUCGGGUCCAUUUCCAUCCCUCAAUGACUGCAGGAGCCGGGAGGAGCACGGGUAAAUGCCUUGUGUCGAGGC